Biomphalaria glabrata is the source of this 2562-nucleotide messenger RNA. RefSeq names its product carbonic anhydrase 2-like. Gene Ontology annotation, cellular component: plasma membrane. The record is from RefSeq and is a predicted model, not a curated record. Gene Ontology annotation, molecular function: carbonate dehydratase activity; zinc ion binding. Bases 22 to 1035 code for a protein of 337 amino acids. The transcript is spliced from 10 exons. Lineage: Eukaryota; Metazoa; Mollusca; Gastropoda; Planorbidae.
ACGAUUAAAUUAAGAGCCUAUAUGUCAGGGCCCAACAUGGACUCUUUAUCAAUUCAUUGUUCGUGGAUGGUUUUGUUAAUUGUUCUGAGUGUUGGACUACCAUUCGUGGACGCUGAUGCUGUAGCAUGGAAUUACAACAGGAGCAGUUUAGGAGGGCCGGACAAGUGGUCAGUAGAAUAUCCCGACUGUGGGGGAGUAAUGCAGUCCCCUAUCAGCAUCUCUACCGAGGACGCCCUCUACGAUCCCAAGUUAUCUUACUUCAAUUUAACAAACUACAACAUGACAAAAGGAGUAAACAUGACCCUGGUGAACAAGGGAGGCCACACAGCGGAGGUUCUCUACUCCGGAAGUGACGUCCUAUUGAGCGGUGGUAAUUUACCAGAUACCUACAAGCUUGUGCAGUUUCACUUUCAUUGGGGCGGGAAAGACUCGAAUGGUUCUGAGCAUCUUAUCGAUGGAAAAUACUUUCCGAUGGAGCUUCACCUGGUGCACUAUAGAUCACAUCUACCAAACAUCAGUGUGGCUCAGAGCCAUCCUUUCGGUCUUGCUGUCCUAGGAUUUCUAUUUGAGCGCUCAGAGAAAAACAAUACCAAGUUUGACCAGCUGCUCCAACAUUUUGAUCGAAUUGAAACAGUCGAGCCGAAUAAAGAUAACUCAACUGAAAUCAAGACAUUCCCUCUGCUGGACCUGCUACCUGGUAAUACAGACAGAUUGGAUUUUUACCGUUAUGACGGUAGCUUGACCACACCUCCAUGUUACGAGUCGGUCAUCUGGUCACUGGCCACUGAAUAUAUACAAAUAUCUGAAUAUCAGCUGAACAUCUUCAGAAAUCUGUACAACGAGGAACACCAGCACCUGGUGGAUGACUUCAGACCUGUCCAGGAGCUUCACAAGAGGACAGUGACCACCACCAAAUCCAAACCAACGCAAGCCCCUCUGACCACUGGAAACUCCAAUAACAGCGCCACCUGGAUCCAAGGCUACCUCGUGAACGUAUGCAUCUGUCUGAUGACUGUUUUGUAUAAGUUUGUAUAAACUAAAAUCUUAAUGAUGUACGAAUGAGACGAAUGAAGAGUGGAGAUUUAUAUAAAUGGCGGAUGAACUAUAAAUCGCAAGCUUUUUGGCGUAUCCGGUAUUCAAAAUAAUAUGUUGAUUAGCUAUAUUUUAAAAAAUUAAAUUAGUCAUAUUUUAGCACUGUGAAGUAUUGGUCUUUUAACUUUUCUCUUUUUAUUUAGUUGACGAACUUGAAGUUUAAUUUAGUGUCCUUGACAUUUGUAUAUUGUCAAAUAUUCAGAUGAAGACAUUACAUUUUCACCAUAGACAUACAUUUCUAUGUUUACGAUUUUCAUUUAAACAGUCGCAUUUUUUUUUAUUUCUUGUAUGUCCUGCGUUCAUCUUUAACAGAAACUUUUAAUAAUUUUAUAAAUCAACUCCACUUUUUAAUUUAAAACAAAACAACUUUGAUUUCAAAUUUCUAUUUUAGACAACAAACUUAUCUCACGCAUACUAUAGAUUACAUUGUCUGUCUUAUUUUGGAAGUCUGAGGUCUAAAAUAUAAAUGUGGCUUAUUUUAGAAUAACAGCAUGUAAAUAAAAUAACAAAGAAAAUAUUACAAUGUUGUCACUUAUUCGAUCAGAGAGACCAGCGUUUGAUCAGGUUUACAGUAAGGAUUUUUGUGUAGUCUAACAGUGCUAAGUUAUUAUUGAUGUUUGGUUCAAUCCAAAACUAAGACCAUGAAACAAAACAAUAUUUGGUUAAAGAAGUUAAAAAGUGAAAUAAAAAGUUAUUAAUAAUUUCACACGUAGCAGAAACUCUAAGAGAAAGUUUAAAAAAAAGAAGUCACAACUUUAUAUCAUGUUCUUGUUAUAUGAGGGCUACAACAAAUGUUAUAUACAACUGAGAUAUCGUGGACAAAAAAAAACAUGCUGGUAACAUUGAAUAUAGACAUGUGAAUAUAGACAUGUGAAUAUAGACAUGUGAAUAUAGACAUGUGAAUGUAGUCUUUAUUUAGUUCGUUAUCUGUAACUAAGAUCAUUUCAUUUAUUUUUUUCAUCUGAUGUGUUCAACUUUUUUUUUUUUUUUAUUUCGUUGACAUAAUGCAAGGGGGGGGGGGGUUGAACCUGGUUGCAUACAGGUUGCAUAGAUCUGGAGGUCUGUGAAGAAGCUUUAAUCGUUAGACUUACUCGUUCUAAUAUACCACCACAAAGAUGAACUUUAGGUAGGACUGUACGACUGGCCAGCGCAGGUCUUGACCAGGUGUGAUCUCUAUUUGUCUGAUAACCCAAUCUCUAUUGACAGCAUAUUUGUUUAUACUUGGUUAACCUGAAUUUGUUUUACCAGUGUUUAACUAGUUGUAUGUCUUCAUUUCACAUUACAUCCAUUACUUUUCUAUACAAUUAUUCUGGCAGUUGAUCAUUAUAUUCGCACCUUUAAAAAUAUGUACAAAAUAACUCAUCCAAUUAGCCACGCGUUUCUCACGGAGUUUGCCUACGCUGUAGACAGAAGCGUAGCUAGGAAUUUGCCAUCAUUUGGGGGCCCCUGCAUUUUGCGCAAUAUUUAAUA